This is a messenger RNA of Electrophorus electricus (electric eel), 2542 nucleotides long. NCBI's taxonomy places the organism in Eukaryota, Metazoa, Chordata, Actinopteri, Gymnotiformes, Gymnotidae. The record is from RefSeq and is a predicted model, not a curated record.
AGUAAUCUAGAGUAUUAAACACAAGGUAGGAUGGACAAUUCAUCCUGCGCCUUAAUGUGGAAAAUUAAUAGCGAUUAUGACACAUUUGUGAAACAUAACCUUGGAUAACAUUAGAUUAGCGAACAUCUUGUUUGGCUAGCCAGCUGUCCUGAACAUUUUGAAUCAUUUUACUGGCCAGCUAUUAAGAUAAUCACUUUAAGGAACCAUGUUAACACCUCGUCUCUUUAAUAACAUUUUUAAACAUUCGGAGAUAAUAUGUAGACAUGUUAAUACUUGGUCUCCUGUUGGAGCGGCUUUCAACACGCAGCAGAGGCGAGGUCGGGACCAAUUACAAAAUAAUGUGGGGCUUUUUGGUAAUCCACGGCUAAGUACUCGUCAUGGGCGGCUCGCCCAACUUCAAGCGCUCCGGGAAACGGAGCUCCUCGUCAACCGCGCUUGCACGCGUCCACCUGGCGCUCAGACAGUGGAGACGUUUGACCGGCUCUCUGACAGCUUGUGCGAAGUGGCAGAUUUGGCAGACUUCAUUAAAGUUGCACAUCCCGAUGCCGAAUUCCGCAAGGCAGCUGAAAAGACACGUAUUGAUAUUCGCACAGUUGUGGAAAAACUCAGCCCGAAUGUAGAACUUCAGAGCCUGAAGAAUCUGUUGGACAGUGAGGAUGUUUUGACCACGCUAGAUCCAGACACAAGGAGAGUUGCUGAACUGUUCAUGUUUGACUUUGAGAUCAGUGGAAUACAUUUGGAUGAAGCGAAGAGAAGUAAGGUUGUUAACCUGAACGUGAAGCUGCUGGAUCUGAGCUAUGAAUUCCUGCAGGCCUCACAUCAUCCACAGGCAAUAGAGAAGCGCUAUAUACCCGAACACAUUCGCCACUGCUUCUCAGUUGAUGGGGACUCUAUUCAGAUCGGUGGGCUGCAUGCUGAUUCUCCCAGUGAGCGGGUGCGGGAGGCAGCGUACAAAAUCUUUCUCUAUCCAAACCCUAGUCUGCUGCUUUGUUUGGAUGAACUUUUGGCUUGCACAUAUGAGCUUGCAAAGCUUGUGGGCUUUGAGUCAUUUGCACACAGAGCUUUGAAGGGAACGAUGGCAAACUCCCCAGAGACUGUGAUGAAGUUUCUAGAGCUGCUUACUGAGAAACUCUAAAACAGAACUGUCAGAGAUUUCAUGAUGAUGAAGGAUAUGAAGAUGAAAACCCAUUCAGUGAACUCUGAGGUAAUGCCACGGGAUCACCUUUACCUCAGUAAUGCAAUUCGAGCAGAAAUGUGCAACAUUGACCCAGCCCUAUACAGCCCCUACUUCUCUCUUGGAGUAUGCAUGGAGGGACUGAAUGCGCUUUUCCACCAGCUGCUCGGAGUCUCCUUCCAUGCUGAGGAACCACUGGCAGGAGAGGUGUGGAGUGAUGAUGUCAGAAAGCUAGCUGAACUUCAUGAGACAGAGGGGCUGCUAGGAUACAUUUACUGUGACUUCUUCCGCUGUCCUGACAAACCACCCCAGGUAAAGACUUGUUACUCUGCUUUUCAUAAGAGCCCACUCCUCAAAUUUCUUACAUGGACUCUAGCUUGGCAGGACUGCCACUUCACCAUCCGUGGCGGGCGGCUGAAGGAAGACGGGCAGUACCAGCUGCCUGUGGUGGUUUUGAUGCUAAGCCUGCCACCUCCUGCUGGCAGAGAGCCUCCUCUUCUACCCGUCAUGGUGGAGAACCUCUUCCAUGAGAUGGGCCAUGCCAUGCACUCCAUGCUGGGCCGGACUCGCUAUCAGCAUGUCACUGGCACCAGGUGUCCAGACUUUGCUGAAGUGCCAUCUAUUCUCAUGGAGUUCUUCGCCUCCGAUUAUCGUAUUAUGAGCCAGUUUGCUUGCUACUACCAGACAGGUGAGCCUCUUCCCGAGAGCAUGGUGUCCCGUCUAUGCCAGUCCAAGAGGGUGUGUGGGGCUGCUGACACUCAGCUACAGAUUUUCUAUGCUGCCUUAGACCAGGUGUAUCAUGACAAACCAAAAUGCACAACCACCACUGAAAUUCUAGAUAUGCAAGAGAGUUUUUAUGGACUACCAUAUGCUCCUAAUACGGCGUGGCAGCUGCGGUUCAGCCAUCUGGUUGGCUACGGUGCAAAGUACUACUCCUACUUCCUGUCCAGAGCUGUGGCCUCCAUGGUGUGGAGGCAGUGCUUCCUCAAAGACUCUUAACGGGUGAGGGGACCGACCUCCGCCACCACUACACCAAGUUCACCGCCUGCCUGCCUUAGGCCCGAGAUCGUUGCGCUUGUUUUACACAGCAUAUGUUGCUCUUUCAGAGCCAUGGGAGAGCAAUUCCGCAGAGAGAUGUUGGCUCAUGGUGGGAGCAAGGAGCCCAUGCUCAUGGUUGAAGGAAUGCUACAGAAGACCCCUACUAUUGAAGACUUUGUGGAAGCCCUAGUGUUGGACCUUGAUGAAUUUAAAUCCUGAAAUUCACUUCACUCCCCCUUCCUUCUGAGGAUUUCAUGCAGGAGACCAUUGUGUUAAAAAAAACAAACAAACAAAAAAACCCCCGACUGUUAAAGUUGUAUGAAACUAUUA